UAAUCACACUCCUCAAUAAGGCCCUAAUGGAGAAUGAGACCAUCCCUUUGGGCUAUGUCCCACAUUACCUUCUUCAAGGAGAUCCCUUUGCUUCCAAGCUGUCCAGGGAGGCAGACAUAGUGGCGGCGUUCUACAUCCUUAUCAUCGGUAUCUUGUCAGCCACUGGAAAUGGUUAUGUCAUAUACACAACCAUCAAACGGAAGGGCAAGUUAAAGCCACCAGAGUUCAUGACGCUGAAUCUGGCUGUGUUCGACUUUGGCAUAUCAGUCACUGGAAAGCCAUUCUUCAUAGUGUCUAGUUUUGCCCAUCGCUGGUUGUUUGGCUGGCAGGGUUGUCGCUACUACGGCUGGGCUGGCUUUUUCUUCGGAUGCGGAAGUCUCAUUACGAUGACCAUUGUCAGCUUAGACCGCUACUUGAAGAUCUGUCAUUUAAAAUAUGGUACAUGGUUCAAACGGCGUCAUGCCUUUCUCGGUGUGGUUUUUACAUGGAUCUAUGCUGCCUUCUGGGCCACCAUGCCAGUGGUGGGUUGGGGCAACUACGCACCUGAGCCGUUUGGCACCUCCUGCACGCUGGACUGGUGGCUGGCCCAGGCCUCGGUGUCUGGCCAGAGCUUUGUUAUGUGCAUGCUCUUCUUCUGUCUCAUCUUCCCCACCGGCAUCAUCGUCUUCUCCUAUGUCAUGAUCAUCUUCAAGGUCAAAUCCUCAGCCAAAGAAGUCUCUCAUUUCGACACACGGAAUAAGAACAACCACAACCUGGAGAUGAAGUUGACUAAGGUGGCGAUGUUGAUCUGCGCAGGGUUUUUAAUAGCUUGGAUCCCUUAUGCUGUGGUGUCAGUGGUGUCUGCUUUUGGAGAGCCUGAUUCAGUGCCUAUCCCAGUCUCUGUUGUGCCAACUUUGCUGGCCAAGUCCUCUGCUAUGUACAAUCCAAUCAUAUAUCAAGUCAUUGACUGUAAGAAGAACUGUGCAAAAUCUUCCUGCUUUCAAGUUUGGAGGAAAAAGAAACACUACAAGACUUCAAGGUUCUGCUCCAUCUCUGCCUCCCUGAAACAGAGAGCAGCCAAUGAAGUUCCAAUUGAGAUAUGAGGAAAUGACAGGAACUCACAAUGGGCCCGACUCACACUGGACAAUUUGUUAUUGUGCAAUUGAAUUUAGACAUCAACAGUUCAUACCCGCUUAACUUUGCUGUUGUUUCCUACUGCCAUCAACUUCACAUACUCUGCAAACACAUCUCUUAAAUUGAUCUGUGUGUGUAUAAAAGAAUUAAGUAUUAAAUAGGAUUCAUUUUUAUAUAUUUUUUUUGUUUAUUUGUUUGUAUUGUAUUCCAGCAUUCUCAGAACCACGAUGUUUAAAUCAUCUGCUUGAACUCUAAAGUGGCUUCGCUUUUCAACAAGUCUGUGUCACGCUCACAUCUAUACAACAGCAUGGUCACAGAAAAACAACAAUAUAUAGAUAUCUAUAUACCGUAAAGACAACAUGUGUGCAUAAUGUUAUUAUUAUUAGUAGUAUUUUUUUUUAUUAUCAAAUUGAAUGGACACUGAUGCACUGAUUCAGACCAUUGAAUUUCUUUUACAUUAUUAUAACAGACGUACCAUGAUAGUUUUGGGGCAUGUGCAAUGAUUAUAUACUUCAGAAUUUUUACAUUGAAAGGUGUCCUCCAAAGAUUCAGUUCAUGGUCUUAAGAAUUUUUGUGUUUUCUUCAUUUUAUUUUUAAUCAUUUAACAUUUUAACAUUCUUAGUAACCUUUUGCAUGUUAUCAAGCUGCAGAAAGCCCCUAAGGUUAAAAGAAAGUGAACAGUUGGUAAAGAGAAGUUGUUUACAGGUACUAGUGUGGUUAAAUGUUUUCCACAAAUAUUAUAAACGUUCUGUGGAAGUUGGACAACUAAUGGAAGUUCUAACAGUUAAUAAUGUAGCAAGCUGGGUUUACAAAAUAUUCAGUGUUUCUUUUUUGAAAUAGCCGAGACUAGCAUAUGUCAGAAAGGGCCUAAAAUGAACAUUGACUGUAUAAUGAUGAUUGAUUAGAGAGAAGCUUGUAAAUACUCAAAACAAAAUGUUAGCACAAUGAUAGCUAAUUAUUAUUAAAUAUUAAAUAGUUUAAACUUAUUUUGAUGCAGAUCACUGUUUUACCUGAAUGGCAACCAGAAAUAUUUCUGUAACUGGAGGUUUGGUUAUUCAGUAGAC
This is a messenger RNA of Sinocyclocheilus rhinocerous, 2177 nucleotides long. RefSeq names its product opsin-5-like. Gene Ontology annotation, biological process: G protein-coupled receptor signaling pathway. Gene Ontology annotation, cellular component: membrane. The record is from RefSeq and is a predicted model, not a curated record. Bases 27 to 1082 code for a protein of 351 amino acids. NCBI's taxonomy places the organism in Eukaryota, Metazoa, Chordata, Actinopteri, Cypriniformes, Cyprinidae. The transcript is spliced from 6 exons. Gene Ontology annotation, molecular function: G protein-coupled receptor activity.